AUGGGAGAAACUCAAGAGUUUUAUUCAACGCUGGUCGCUAACUGCAUUGUCAACGCUUUCUUCUCUUACACCGCUAUCGCGCUGAACACCGUAACGAUACAAGCGCUGAGAAAAACGUCGCAGAUACCAAAGACUUUAAAAAUACUGCUCCUGAGUCUGGCUGCAUCGGAUCUUUGGGUUGGUUUACUUACUCAACCGCUGUUUAUUGCAUUUCUUCUUUUAAGAAUAGAACAGAGCUCUAACAGUGUUAUUCAUACGGUGGAGAUAGCAUAUUACACCCAACACGUUUUAUUUUCUUCCGCCUCGUUCCUCGGUGUUGUGGCUUUAACUGUUGACAGAUACUUAGCUAUAUGUCUUCAUCUCAGAUACCAGGAACUUGUGACUCAUAGGCGGGUUGUUGCUGUAGUAAUCGCCACUUGGGUGUUAAGUGUAAUUCUUUCCUUAUUGACUUGGAUCAUCACAAGGCAGGUUAUUCUCAUCAUAUUAGUGACCCUUCAAGCUGUUUUUAUAAUAACCACAGGGUUCUCCUACUACAAGAUAUACGCAAUCAUAAGACGCCUCAAGAAUCAAAUUUGCGCUCUGCAAAUUCAACAGGCAGCACAAAAUGACGGAAUGGCAAAUACAGUAAGGCUAAGAAAAACUGCAGUUGGUACAUUCUACGUGUAUAUUGCAUUUUUAGCUUGUUAUGGGCCAUUAUUUUGCGUCUUACUUUCUUUAAGAAUUUAUGGG
Molecule: messenger RNA, 729 nt
Organism: Porites evermanni
Lineage: Eukaryota; Metazoa; Cnidaria; Anthozoa; Scleractinia; Poritidae
Source: the annotation of a GenBank genome assembly